This is a messenger RNA of Staurois parvus, 310 nucleotides long. Lineage: Eukaryota; Metazoa; Chordata; Amphibia; Anura; Ranidae. The record is from the annotation of a GenBank genome assembly.
CCCGCUGUUCUGCCAGAUGACUCGUUGCCCGCUGUUGAGCUUGGUGACCCGGUGCCCGCUGUUCUGCCAGAUGACUCGUUGCCCGCUGUUCUGCCAGAUGACUCGUUGCCCGCUGUUGAGCUUGAUGACUCAUUGCCCGCUGUUCUGCCAGAUGACUCGGUGCCCGCUGUUCUGCCAGAUGACUCGGUGCCCGCUGUUGAGCUUGGUGACCCGGUGCCCGCUGACUUGCCCGGUGACUCGGUGCCCGCUGACUUGCCCGGUGACUAGGUGCCCGCUGUCGUGCCAGAUGACUCGGUGCCCGCUGUCGAGC